Triticum dicoccoides is the source of this 3861-nucleotide messenger RNA. RefSeq names its product putative disease resistance RPP13-like protein 3. The record is from RefSeq and is a predicted model, not a curated record. Lineage: Eukaryota; Viridiplantae; Streptophyta; Magnoliopsida; Poales; Poaceae. Gene Ontology annotation, molecular function: ADP binding. Gene Ontology annotation, biological process: defense response to other organism. The transcript has 4 exons. The coding region runs from base 107 to 3097 and encodes 996 amino acids.
CUGAGCGCGCAGAGCAUCCUACCAAAGCUACCAACACCCACGCCGGCCGGCCUUGUAGCACUUGAGAGUCGUGAAAGGAAGGAAGGGCGGACGGAAAGAGCUAGAGAUGGCGGAGACGGUGGUGAGCAUGGCGAGAUCCAUGCUGGGGGGCGCCAUCAGCAUGGCCGCAACCGCUGCGGCCACCGAGAUGAGCCUCCUCCUUGGCGUCCGCAAGGACAUCUGGUUCAUAAAAGAUGAGCUCAAGAUGAUGCAAGCAUUCCUUGUGGCUGCCGAGAAAACAAAGAACAAAAACAUGCUACUGAAGGUGUGGGCAGAGCAAGUAAGAGAUCUAGCAUAUGGUAUUGAGAAUUGUCUUGAUGAAUUUAUGGUGCAUGUGGGAAGCCAGAGCCGUUCUCGACGGCUGCUUAAGCUGAAAGAUCGGUAUCGGAUUGCCAGCCAAAUCCGUGAUCUCAAAGCAAGAGUUGAAGAAGUGAGCAAUAGGAAUGCACGUUAUAACUUGAUCAACACUGAUACCUCCAGCAACAUUGAUGAGGUGAAUGCCAGCAUGGAAGAUGUUCGUAGCCACUCAGCUGGUAACAUUGAUGAGGCAGAGCUUGUGGGCUUUGUUAAGCCUAAAGAGGAGUUGAUUAAGAUGGUGGAUGUUAACUCCAGAGAUGGUCUUUCCAAGGUGAUAUGUGUCGUUGGCAUGGGCGGUUUAGGCAAGACUACUCUAGCAAGGAAGGCAUAUGAUAGCAAGGAAGAUAUUGUAAAUAAAUUUGCUUGUUGUGCAUGGGUCACAGUCUCACAGUCAUUUUCGAAGAUAGAGAUGCUCAAGGAGAUGAUAAGUCAACUUUUGGGUACCGAGUCACUGACGAAAUGCUUGAAAGAACUUGAACAGAAGGCAGUGCAAGUAGAGCAUCUCGCCAACUACCUCAGAGAAAAGCUAGAGGACAAGAGAUACUUUAUUGUUCUUGAUGACCUGUGGACCAUAGAUGCUUGGAAUUGGAUCAAAUUUAUUGCUUUUCCUAUUAGAAACAAUAAAGGUAGCCGAAUAAUAGUAACAACACGAGAUGUGGGCUUGGCUGCGCAGUGCACUUCAGAAUCACUUAUCUACCACCUUAAGCACCUGCAAAUAGAGGAUGCCACAAAUUUGCUACUAAGAAAGAGUGGGAAAAAACGGGAAGACAUGAAAAAUGAUAAGAAAAUGAUGGCAGUGGUCAAAAAAAUAGUAAAGAAGUGUGGUGGUCUACCGCUGGCUAUACUCACUAUAGGAGGCAUGCUUGGCAACAAAAAGGCAGCAGAGUGGGAAAGUAUCUAUACACAAAUCCCAUCAGAGCUUGAGAGCAACCCUAGCCUAGAAGCAAUGAGGAGGAUAGUUACUCUAAGCUACAAUAACUUGCCGUCUCAUCUCAAGUCAUGCUUUCUUUAUCUAAGCAUCUUUCCUGAGGAUUUUGAAAUCAAAAGGAGGCGUUUGGUAGAUAGAUGGAUAGCAGAGGGGCUUGUUAGAGCCAGAGCUGGAGUAAACAUCGAAGAUGUUGGAAUAAGUUAUUUCAUCGAGCUGAUCAACCGAAGCAUGAUUCAGCCCUCAAAAGUGAGCAUAGAAGGACAUGUUAAGAGUUGUCGAGUCCAUGAUAUCAUGCGUGAUGUGAUGGUCUCGAUAUCUAGGGAAGAAAAUUUUGUGUACUUGGCAGGAGAUAAUGCAACUACCGUAGCAGAGGGAAACUUCCGUCAUGUAGCAUACCAUGGUAGUAAGUGCCCAAAAUUAGGCGUGGAUUGUAGCCACGUUCGAUCAUUAACCAUGUUUGGUGAGAGAUCCAUGGAGCCAUCAAAUUCACUUUUUCCAUCUAAGCUGAGAAUGCUUAGAGCCCUGGACCUAGAAGAUGGACAUUUCGUUGUCAGGCAGAAAGACAUCAACAACAUAGUGUCGCUGCGCCACUUGAAAUAUGUGACUUUAAGGCCUCGUUAUUUAUGCUUAAAUAUGCACAAACUACCAGCAUCUAUUGGGAAGUUACAAGGCUUGCAGAGUUUGGACUUGGGAUACAGUUGCAUUACAACACUACCAACUGAGAUUGGUAAACUUGAAGGUCUUCGGACGCUCCGGUGUAGGAACCAGAGGUAUUCCAAUUAUUUUGACCAGGAAGACGGUUGCGAACGCUGGUGCAAUAUAGUGUGUAUGCCCCUUGUUUUGGCUUCUGAUCAUGCCCUGCGUGCUGAAUUUUUUGCGGAGCUACCUAUGAUGUGCACUACUGGUUUUGGUCUUCCGAAGAGCCAUGGUGUAAAGUUCCCUAAAGGAAUCAGUAACUUGAAAGAGUUGCAGAUACUAGAGUACGUGGACAUCAAACGAACUAGCAGCAGAGCAAUUGAAGAGCUUGGGGAGCUUACACAACUGAAGAAAUUAAGAGUGACUACGAAAGGGGCCACCGAGGAAAAAUGCAAGCUAUUCUGGAAGGCCAUUGGGAAGCUCUCUUACCUUUAUUCCCUCCGUGUGGAUGGUGAAGAUCUCAAGUGGCUGGCUUCUGUUCACUUUGCUCCUCCCCUCCUGAGGAACCUCAAGUUGUAUGGAUAUCCUGCAGAGAUUCCAGAGAUGCCCAACUGGGUCGGAAGUCUGAUGCAUUUGGUGAAGAUUAAGUUCUUUUGGAACGGACUAAAGGUAGAAGAAAGAACCAUGGAGAUGCUAGGAGCACUGCCCAACCUCAUGCUCCUUGAUAUUAUUGUUGAUUUUAUUGUUGUGCAAAAGCUAGUGUUUGUGGCGGAAGCAUUCCCGAGUCUCAGAAUACUCGAUAUGCAAUUUAAGCAUGGGCUGAGUGAGGUGAAAUUUGAGGAGGGCACCUUGCCCCACAUUGCAGAGAUAAAAAUGGGAUGGGGCACUCCCUCUGUAGGGAUUGUUGGUAUCAAGCACCUUCCAAAGAUCAAGGAUAUUGAAUUUCGAGGCAGUGGCCAAGUGGCACGUCUUGGUGUGCUGCAGGGGGAAGUGAACUCACACCCCAACCGUCCUGUGCUGCGAGUGUCCAACCAAAAUCUGGGUGAUGCCGUCGUCCAGGUGGAAGAAUCAUCAACUGUUCUUUCUGAUCAGGCAGCAGCAGCAGGAGGGAGUGACAGCGAAGUUGAUCUGCGGUAAUGACAAGUUUCUGGUUGAUGAUCUUCGCUCUGCUUCGUUCAUUCUGCGCCACCUUUGACCUCGCUCAGGUUGGUGCCUUCUGACGCUAUACAGGGCAGAAGGCGUGGAAGAUCCAUUACACUACCCUGCAGAAGAUGCUACAGCUAAUUAGCUGAAUAUAUUGUUAUGCUGCAAUUGAUCAUCACGCUGAACCUUCCAAGUAUGCUGCUAGUUACCUCCUGAUGUUUUUUACUUCCGGGAUGGCAGAGGAUUGCCAUGUAUCUUGUGGUUGUCGGUGGAACGGAGGUGACGGAGCAAGAUCUCAGAUAGAAAUUACAAGUGACAGCUACUAGCCCAGAUGAUUGUCAAUUGUGUGGUCAAGAUCAUGGAAUGGAUGAUCAAUCUGAUGGGAAGCCCUGAAAUUGUGAACACAGAGUACUUGCUUUUUUUUUCACGAAUACGCAAAGCUUGCGUAUCAUUACAUUGAUAGAAGGUACUUGCUUUGUUUACUAGUACUCUCUGUGUUUCAUUUUUCUGUUUUAAGUUCCAGUGGGAGUAUUUUAAGUAGCUGCGAGUUGUGGUGUUGUACAACAUGGCGCAAACCUAAAGCUGGUGUACUACUGAUUUGGGUGUAGAAUAUUUGCUGUGCUGUAUCAACGGUGCUGUGAGCACACCGCUAACAGCGCAAGCUUUCCUAGUUUUAUGUGUUUGGGUGACCAUCUAUCUUUGUUGAGGGAACUUAUGUUAUGUGUUUGUGUGACCAUCUAGUUCUGAUGUUUAAUCUA